Lagopus muta (rock ptarmigan) is the source of this 1783-nucleotide messenger RNA. It is a transcript of the gene RBMX2, whose product is annotated as RNA binding motif protein X-linked 2. Gene Ontology annotation, molecular function: RNA binding. Gene Ontology annotation, biological process: mRNA splicing, via spliceosome. The coding region runs from base 113 to 1039 and encodes 308 amino acids. Lineage: Eukaryota; Metazoa; Chordata; Aves; Galliformes; Phasianidae. The record is from RefSeq and is a predicted model, not a curated record. The transcript is spliced from 6 exons. Gene Ontology annotation, cellular component: U2 snRNP; catalytic step 2 spliceosome; precatalytic spliceosome.
AGCGCCUUCAAUAAAGUCUGUGCGGAGCCCUGCGCUCGGACUCGUUGCUUUGCUCGGCGCGCAUGCGCGGCCGGAGCGGGGCGCAUGCGCAGUGCGCGCCGCCGCCGCCAUCAUGAACCCGCUGACCAAAGUGAAGCUGAUCAACGAGCUGAACGCACGGGAGGCGGAGCUGGGCGUGAGUGAAGCGGUGUCGUGGCACGCCGAGUACAAGGACAGCGCCUGGGUCUUCAUCGGCGGGCUGCCCUACCAGCUAACAGAGGGGGACGUCAUCUGUGUGUUCUCGCAGUACGGGGAGGUGGUGAACAUUAAUCUGGUGCGGGAUAAGAAGACCGGGAAGUCUAAAGGGUUUUGCUUUCUGUGCUAUGAGGACCAGAGGAGCACCGUUCUUGCUGUUGAUAACUUCAAUGGGAUCAAGAUCAAAGGGAGGACGAUCCGUGUGGACCAUGUGGCCAACUAUCGGCCUCCCAAGGAUUCGGAUGAUUUGGAUGAUGUCACAAAAGCCCUCCAUGCAAAGGGCUGCGGGGUGAAAACGCCACCUCAUACGUCGUCAGAUUCCUCGUUGGAGGAUGAGGAGAUGCCAGUCCAAAAGCAGAAAGAUAAAGAGAAGAGUAAACAUGAUCGGCAAAAGCAGAGCUCUCAGGCUGCAAAGAGAACAGCAUCUGCUGAAGAGGUACAUCCAAGAAUCAAGAUUAAAAAGGAGAAGGAAGAUCCUGGCUAUGACCGAUAUGCUGGUGGGAGUCAGCAGUCCUGCAGUGAGUCUGAGAGGAAACAUGCGAGCAGGACACAGCGAGAUGAGGAGGAGCAGAGGCACCAGAGGUCUCUGGGGAGGAGAGGGGAAAAGAGCUCUCAGGAACACAGAGGGCAGAACGGUUCACGGGAGGAGAGAGGAGAGGUUAGCAGGAAGGGUGAGGGGCAUGGCAGCUGGCGAGAAGAGUGUCCUGAAAGAAGCAGAUCCAGGCACCGGUGGGAGAGCAGCACCAGGGAGCCCCAUUCCAAGCACAGGGAGCGUGGUUCCACCAGAGAUUCCAGCCAUCGCUGAGCCCUGGUGCGAGCACCCUCUGGUCCACAGCUGUGCCCACCAAGAGACAGCUGCGCUGUGAGCUGCACCAGGAGCUGUCUGCAGCUUCCUGGUGUGUCCUUGAGGGUACCGCAGCUGGUGGUGCGUCAUCUCACACGCAGCUUUGACUCGUUUGCUCCUCAGACAGGGCUUUCUUUGUGCUGUGGACUGGGAUGUGAGCUCUGCUGCUGCCUCGCUCAGCCCUUCUGUGCAGUGGCAUCUCAUAGACAGUUGUGGAGGGGCUCACGGCGCAGCACGGGCAGUAGGGGUGCUGAACAGCAGGAUGCUAUGGACCCCAAACUGCCCAUGUUCAGUGGGAGCACCCCUGUCUGCAGCGGGGCCGGUGGGAGCCUGCAGGCGGGCAUAAGUGCUUUGUGCCCCCAGCCUGUCCUACUGACCUUGUUUAUGAGAUCUCCAAGGCUGUGCUGCUGAGCCAUCGCUGUUCAUGUUUUUUGUUAUAAACUCCUUUUAAUAAAAUUGAUCCACUAACCAGAACAGACAACACUGGGAGCACCAAUUCUGUGUCGGGGUAGCAGGGAAAGGUGAACUUUUUCGUUGUGCUGCUUGGACUGAACAUCGACGGCAAUGGAGAGAACGCAGCGAUGACUUUGAGCCGCAUCUGGUUGCUACCGGAGCCUUUGCUUCGCUGAGUAGCUUUCUCCGCCGUCUACCCAGUGGGUUUCGGGGUGAUUUCAGUCGGUCUCGUAGCUGCAGCCCUCGCCCGUC